This is a messenger RNA of Magnolia sinica, 1359 nucleotides long. Its product is annotated as probable enoyl-CoA hydratase 1, peroxisomal. The transcript is spliced from 3 exons. NCBI's taxonomy places the organism in Eukaryota, Viridiplantae, Streptophyta, Magnoliopsida, Magnoliales, Magnoliaceae. The coding region runs from base 69 to 866 and encodes 265 amino acids. The record is from RefSeq and is a predicted model, not a curated record. Gene Ontology annotation, cellular component: peroxisome.
CGAGGGAAACCCUUUCUCCUUCCCCGCCUUCUCCUUCUCCUCUCAAAUUAAUCUCAACCGUCCAUUAAAUGGCCCAAUCUCCUCCUGAGGAUAAUCUCAUCAAGGUCGACCGCAGCCCCACGGGCAUCGGCAUCAUCACCAUCAACCGCCCGAAAUCGCUCAACUCACUCACUAAACCCAUGAUAACGGAUCUGGCCCGAGCAUUCAAGGCUCUGGAGGGGGACGAAUCCGUGCGGGUAAUCAUCAUAUGCGGGGCGGGCCGUGCGUUCUGCUCGGGUGUGGAUCUGACGGCUGCGGAAGACGUUUUCAAGGGGGACGUGAAGAACAUGGACACCGAUCCGGUGUUCCAGAUGGAGAACUGCCGUAAGCCGAUCAUCGGAGCGAUCGGAGGGUUCGCAGUGACUGCGGGUUUCGAGAUCGCGCUCGCCUGCGAUGUACUUGUCGCAGGGAAGAACGCGAAGUUCAUCGACACUCAUGCCAGAUUUGGGAUAUUUCCUUCAUGGGGCCUUUCUCAGAAGCUUUCCCGCAUUAUUGGGCCAAACAGGGCUAGAGAAGUGUCCCUUACAAGCAUGCCAAUAACUGCGGAGAUGGCGGAAAAGUGGGGGCUGGUGAACCAUGUCGUUGAAGAGAGCGAGGUGCUAAAGAAAGCUCAACAAGUUGCAGAGGCCAUGAUCAGGAAUAAUCAAGACAUGGUAUUGAGGUACAAGUCGGUCAUCAACGACGGCUUCAAACUGGACUUGAGCCAUGCUCUUGCCUUAGAGAAGGAGAGGGCACACGCCUUCUAUGAUGGAAUGCCGAAGGACCAAUUCGAGAAAAUGCAGAAAUUCAUAGCAGGCCGAAGCUCGAAGCCCUCUUCCAAACUGUAAACAUAAAUACAUGUUCAUCGACAAAAAUAAAUACAUUGACAUGCUUCAAAAGAGGGGUUGAAAAUAAAUUCCAGACAUGCUAGGAUGCGAUGUCCCCUCAAUUCUCGUCUCCGCCUCCUCUUUUACAAUGAUCUUUUCUCUUUUUUCUACCCCUUUUUUCUCCCUUGUUACCGCCUCCUUCGAUCCACCCAGUGUUGUAACAGCGCUUGUAUAAUGACAAGGCUACUGUCCAUCUCCAGGCGAAAGUUCUGUGCUAAUUGAGAUUUGAAGGGUCCACGAGCGUCGAUCGGAUUGAAAUGCAUUGAGGCCUCUUGUAUUCUGUUUUACUUGUUUGGUGGUUGUACCGUAAACCUCAAUGCUUCUGGUGAAUUGGCUGUGAUUGUAGUAUGAAAUUUCUGCACAGUGAAAAAUCUCCGAUUUUCUUCACAGGUGGAUGUAAUAAUCUUCACGUGGAGCAGCAUGGAUCCAUAUUUUCUUUUGUGUUUUGCUUUCA